UCUCAAAGUUCCCAGGUGUUCCUUGCCGGCAGGUGCCCAAGCUUCGUGAUCAGCACCAUGGACAGCGCCCGCGAAGCGACUCAGGGCCGCUUGGACGCCGCGGGCUUCUGGCAGGUCUGGCAGCGCUUUGACGCGGAUGAAAAAGGUUACAUAGAAGAGAAGGAGCUCGAUGCUUUCUUUCAUCAUGUAUUGACGACACUGGGUACUGAGGAGGCAGGCAUGGAAGAAAAUGUGCAGAGAAUGAAACAGCAAUUUAUGGCUCCCCAGGAUGUCUCUAGAGAUGGCCGCGUGCAGAUGAAAGAGCUUGCCAACAUGUUCUUGUCUGAGGAUGAAAACUUCCUUCUGUUCUUCCGUCAGGAAACCCCCUUGGACAGCAGUGUGGAGUUUAUGCAGAUUUGGCGCAAAUACGAUGCAGACAGCAGUGGCUUUGUAUCAGCUGCUGAGCUGCGGAACUUCCUCCGAGACCUCUUCCUCCACCACGAAAAGGCCAUUUCUGAGGCUAAGCUGGAAGAAUAUACUGGCACCAUGAUGAAGAUCUUUGACAAAAAUAAGGAUGGCCGUUUGGAUCUUAAUGACUUGGCAAGGAUUUUGGCUCUUCAGGAAAACUUCCUUCUCCAAUUUAAAAUGGAUGCUUGUUCCACUGAAGAAAGAAAGAGGGACUUUGAGAAAAUCUUUGCCCACUAUGAUGUUAGUAGAACAGGAGCUCUGGAAGGCCCGGAAGUGGACGGGUUUGUCAAGGACAUGAUGGAGCUUGUCCAGCCCAGCAUCAGCGGAGUGGACCUUGAUAAGUUCCGGGAGAUUCUUUUGCGCCACUGUGAUGUGAACAAGGAUGGAAAAAUUCAGAAGUCCGAGCUGGCUUUGUGUCUUGGGCUGAAAAUCAAUCCCUAA
Neomonachus schauinslandi (Hawaiian monk seal) is the source of this 888-nucleotide messenger RNA. It is a transcript of the gene SCGN, whose product is annotated as secretagogin, EF-hand calcium binding protein. The coding region runs from base 58 to 888 and encodes 276 amino acids. Gene Ontology annotation, biological process: regulation of long-term synaptic potentiation; regulation of presynaptic cytosolic calcium ion concentration. The record is from RefSeq and is a predicted model, not a curated record. Gene Ontology annotation, cellular component: cytosol; terminal bouton; synapse. The transcript has 11 exons. NCBI's taxonomy places the organism in Eukaryota, Metazoa, Chordata, Mammalia, Carnivora, Phocidae. Gene Ontology annotation, molecular function: calcium ion binding.